ACCCACAUUAGGUACCCCUUGACCAGCGUUCCUGCAUUAAUCCAACCUAGCAUAGCAAUCUACAUACAUAUUUAUUAUAAAUUCUGUGUCUUUCUGUAUAUCUGCAUAUGCUGGAAUCUUGAAUUUUGUGUUUGGCUGCAAUGCUGGAUUUCUGGUCUGGGUUUUUAACUUUCUAAUGUACUAAUUUUGGAAAGGACAUAUAUGUCCUGAGGUUCUGGAAAUUGGUUUUCAUUUCUUUUUAAUCUCUUAUUUUUCUUUUGUUGUUGGCAUUCUUGAAAUUUUGGAUUCUUUGGAACAUUGUGAUCUUGAGGCAUAUGUUUUGUUUGGUAACAUGGAAAUAGAAAACUGGAAAAUCAAGAAUCUGCUAUGAAAUGUCAAUUUGGUUUGCUGAAUAUGAUACUACUGAUGCGGAAAGCUUGGGUCUUUGGUGGCUGAUUAUCUGGUGUUUAAAUGCAUCUGUUUAACAGAAUAUAUUGUUGCAGACUUAUGAGCUGCAUUUGUUCAAAGGGUUCUUCUACAGAUGAUUAUGUUGUUGAACAUGAAAAAGAAAAAGAAAUACAAGUUGAUAAAUCCUCUGUACAGUUGGUAGCUCCAUCAGUUAGAGAGGAGAUUAAAGAAAUAGUUAAUCCUAAGAUUGAAAAACCUAUGAACUCAAAACUCAAUGUGACAUCAGAAACCAAUGUUGUUUCUGUACCUGCAGUAGAAGUUGAUGGUAAUGAGAAAACUAGGAGUGCAAAGAGGCCUAAGGAAGGCCGUCUUAAGAGACAAUUAACGAUGGAUAUUGGACUGCAACGAUCAAAGUCUUGGGUUGUAAGCAUGCCUCAUAGUGCAGAGGGAGAACUGAGUGCUGCAGGUUGGCCGUUAUGGCUAAGUUCGGUUGCACAAGAAGCAAUUCAAGGGUGGGUUCCUCGAAGUGCAGAAUCAUUUGAAAAAUUGAACAAAAUUGGUCAAGGAACAUAUAGUAAUGUUUACAAGGCCCGUGACCUUAAAACCAAUAAAAUUGUUGCAAUGAAGAAAGUAAAAUUUGUCAAUAUGGAUCCGGAAAGUGUUCGCUUUAUGGCAAGAGAGAUUUUUAUUUUGCGUAGAUUGGACCACCCAAAUGUUAUGAAACUUGAGGCUUUGGUCACAUCUAGGAUUUCAGGCAGCUUAUAUCUCGUUUUUGAAUACAUGGAGCACGAUCUUGCUGGCCUUGCAGCAGCACCUGGGAUCAAAUUCACUGAACCACAGAUAAAAUGUUAUACACAACAAAUGCUUCGUGGACUUGAACACUGUCAUAGUAGGGGUGUACUUCAUCGAGACAUUAAGGGUUCAAAUCUUCUAAUUGGUGAUAAUGGUGUUCUAAAGAUCGGAGACUUUGGUCUGGCAACGACCUUUGAGCCCAACCAAAAGCAGCCAUUAACAAGCCGUGUUGUAACUCUGUGGUAUAGGGCCCCUGAGCUUUUGCUUGGUGCAACAGAAUAUGGAGUGGCCAUUGAUAUGUGGAGUGCUGGCUGCAUCCUUGCUGAAUUAUUUGCUGGAAAGCCUAUCAUGCCAGGAAGAACAGAGGUGGAGCAAAUGCAUAAGAUUUUCAAACUUUGUGGUUCACCUUCUGAAGAGUAUUGGAGGAAAUCAAAACUUCCACAUGCUACUAGUUUUAAGCCACAGAACCCAUACAAGCGCUGUAUAGCUGAUACAUUCAAGGACUUUCCUCCGUCAGCUUUGGCCCUUGUUGACGUCCUACUUUCAAUAGAACCAGAAAAGCGUGGCACUGCUUCUUCUGCACUCAAUAGUGAGUUCUUCAAAACAAAGCCCCUACCUUGUGAUCCAUAUACUCUACCAAAAUAUCCUCCAAGCAAGGAAUAUGAUGCUAAGGUUCGAGAUCACGAAGCAAGAAGGCGAAAGGCUAAGACCAUAAAAGGACAUGGAGGCGAAUCAACAAAGAAGUCGCCGAGACAAUCAAAGGAAAAACUAACAACAGAAUUCAAUGCUCACAAACAGGGACAGCCUAGCAAAAGCAUCAGUGUGAAAUACAAUCCUCUCGAGGACAAUGGAACUGGUUUCUCGAUAGAGCCACCAAUACUGAGAUACAGGAACAGACUCGCUCAUUCUAAUUCAGUGAUCCAUCCUAAUACAGCUGGUUACACGUGGUCAAACAAAGUAAAGGAGGAUUCAAGUGCAAUCACUGAACGAGCAUAUGCCGCUUCCCAACAUGGUGUAGAGCUUCUAAGGCAGGGUUCUCACAAGCCUCGAGCUGCAGGAGAGUUUUCAAGCAUUCGUUCAAGGAGAGAUGAUAGGUCAUCUUUUGGGGAUUCCACGGUUUAUGUGCCAAAGAGAAGUAGAAGAAUCCUAUCUGGACCACUAGUGCCAGCAGGAGGAAGUAUGGAAGAUAUGUUAAAGGAACAUGAGAGACAAAUUCAAGAAGCAGUUAGGAAAGCACGUCAAGACAAGACGAGGACCAAAAACAACUGAUUCCUUCUCUUCUGGCGGAAGGAUUCUUAUGUAAUUUCAGUUUUCUGCACAUGAAAUCCACAUUUGUACAGGGCCUAAGAGGAGAUAUAUCUAUUGUCCAUUUCAGCAGUAAAGGUUCUUUCCAUUUCCCCCGAGGAAAAAGUUCUGAAACCUUGAAGUUAAUGUUCGUUAUCGAGUAAGUGACAUAUUAUACCUUUUAGGGUGGGUAAUUUGCUUUGUAUAGUUUGAAGAAUUUGCUUGUUCCUAGUUACAUGUCUCUGUUUACAAUGUAAAUCCAUUUAUUGUUUAAUAUCUAGAGAACUGAAUCUCAGUAGUUUGUUAUGGAAUAUGGAUAGUGUUGUAGAGGGGAACUAAUUCCUUUGUAAUUUAUUCAGAGGAUGGAUCAGAAAUAGUAUAGUUGAA
Nicotiana tabacum (common tobacco) is the source of this 2850-nucleotide messenger RNA. Its product is annotated as putative serine/threonine-protein kinase At1g09600. The record is from RefSeq and is a predicted model, not a curated record. Gene Ontology annotation, molecular function: RNA polymerase II CTD heptapeptide repeat kinase activity; ATP binding. Gene Ontology annotation, cellular component: cyclin-dependent protein kinase holoenzyme complex; nucleus. Lineage: Eukaryota; Viridiplantae; Streptophyta; Magnoliopsida; Solanales; Solanaceae. Gene Ontology annotation, biological process: protein phosphorylation; positive regulation of transcription elongation by RNA polymerase II.